Messenger RNA from Nicotiana attenuata, 1992 nucleotides. RefSeq names its product rust resistance kinase Lr10-like. NCBI's taxonomy places the organism in Eukaryota, Viridiplantae, Streptophyta, Magnoliopsida, Solanales, Solanaceae. Gene Ontology annotation, biological process: protein phosphorylation. Gene Ontology annotation, molecular function: polysaccharide binding; ATP binding; protein kinase activity. The transcript is spliced from 3 exons. Bases 48 to 1856 code for a protein of 602 amino acids. The record is from RefSeq and is a predicted model, not a curated record.
GCCACUGGCACAACUGCAAGCUUGAUUUUUAAGGUCUUUCAGUAGAGAUGACCAUCUUUUUCCUCUUGCACUUACUUCUCAUAAUCAUGGUAUUUUUUGCUAUGGCUGGUGAAGGAACAUAUGAUUGCAGAGAGUCCAGGUGUGGAAGUGAUGGCCCUAGCAUUCAUUUUCCCUUCAGGAUUCAACAUCAGCCCGAAUAUUGUGGCUAUCCUGGCUUCGAGUUAUUUUGUGACAGCAAAAACAAAACUAUACUCACCCUUUCCAAUUCAGUUAGACUAUCUGUUGAAGAAAUUGAUUAUAUGUCUCAGCAGAUUCGGCUUUAUGAUCCUGAAAGUUGUCUUAUUCUUAAGAUAUUGCACCUUAAUUUAUCAACAUCUCCUUUCUUUUUCACUGAUGAAGCUGACUAUUCAAUUUUCAAAUGUUCUGGUAUAUUCCCAGCAGAUUAUCUGGUCGAACAACCUUGUGCCUCUGACAAAGCAAUAUUUGCUAUUGAAUCCUCAAUGUCUUUGGGGUUUCUCCCCACUGCAACUUGCAAAAAGAUUCUCGAAAUUCCAUCAGUUCCCUUUGAAAUAGCUUACAAUUACGUUUAUCUCCAUUGGUCAAAUCCGGAGUGUAGAUACUGUGAAGGUCUUGGUAAGGAUUGUGGCUUCAAGAACUAUACCAAGCAACUGCGAACUCAGUGUCUCGACCGACCAUCCACUACAAAAGCUGGUACAUUAAAGAAACCACUGAUUGCAGGUGGAGUUCUAGGUCUUAUUCUUUUGGGAAUUAUAAUGUUGGCACUCUAUGAGUUUUAUAGCUCAAGCAAAAUCGAAAGAGAGAAUCAAGCGAGAGUUGAAAAGUUUCUGGAAGACUACAGAGCUCUCAGGCCCACUAGAUAUACUUACGCAGAUCUUAAGAAGGUAACGAAUCUGUUUCAGGAAAGAUUGGGAGAGGGAGCUUACGGGGUUGUUUAUAAAGGAACACUUUCUAAUGAAAUUCAUGUUGCUGUCAAAGUGCUAAAUGACUCCAUAGGAAAUGGGGAAGAAUUUAUUAAUGAAGUUGCAGCAAUGGGGAAAAUCCACCACUUCAAUGUGGUUCGCCUAGUUGGCUAUUGUGCUGAUGGAUUCAAAAACGCUCUCGUGUAUGAAUAUUUGCCAAAUCAGACGCUUGACAAACUCAUUUUUCCAGCAAGUUCCAAAGAUCGCAUUAUCCUUAAUUGGAAGAAGCUUCAAGAUAUUGCUAUGGGUAUAGCGAAAGGACUGGAGUAUCUUCAUCAAGGAUGUGACCAACAAAUCCUUCAUUUCGAUAUCAAACCCCAAAACAUUCUGUUAGACCAGAACUUGAACCCAAAGAUCUCUGAUUUUGGUCUUGCCAAGUUAUGCUCUAAAGAGAAAAGUGUUGUCACCAUGACUGAAGCUAGAGGAACCAUGGGUUAUAUUGCACCAGAAGUAUUAUCCAGCAAUUUUGGAAAAGCAUCUCAUAAAUCUGAUGUCUAUAGCUUUGGAAUGAUGCUACUUGAAAUGGUUGGAGGGAGGAAGAAUUUUGACGCAAAAGCCAAUAUUAGCCAAAUAAACUUUCCCGAGUGGAUUCAUCAACAGCUGAAUCAAGGAGAGGAGUUAAAAAUCAGGAUUGAGGAAGAUGAUGAUAUCAUGAUUGUUAGGAAAUUGGCUAUUAUAGGACUUUUGUGCAUCCAAUGGAAUGCAACGGAUCGACCUUCCAUCAAAGUUGUUACUCAAAUGCUAGAAGGAGAUGGGAGCAUUCUAACUAUCCCUCCGCCUUUUACAGCUAGAUACACCACCGCUGGACUGAUGGAAUGCCCUUCUAGCGAAGAGUUGGAAUGCCCUUCUAACAAGUGGAUGCUUGAAUUUCAGUAAUUUGAUUAGAUAUCUUUCGAGUCAUUUAGCUGCUACAUCUCAACUCUUUUACAUGUGCAAGAUAUUUAUUGUGACUGUCUGUAGUUUGUUUUUCCCUCUAAAGUAUAAGUAUUCUAAUAAACGAUUCUCAGCUCAA